Trichomycterus rosablanca is the source of this 1628-nucleotide messenger RNA. RefSeq names its product gamma-aminobutyric acid receptor subunit alpha-3-like. The transcript has 10 exons. Lineage: Eukaryota; Metazoa; Chordata; Actinopteri; Siluriformes; Trichomycteridae. Gene Ontology annotation, cellular component: GABA-A receptor complex; dendrite membrane; postsynapse. Gene Ontology annotation, biological process: gamma-aminobutyric acid signaling pathway; chloride transmembrane transport; synaptic transmission, GABAergic. The record is from RefSeq and is a predicted model, not a curated record. Gene Ontology annotation, molecular function: GABA-A receptor activity; inhibitory extracellular ligand-gated monoatomic ion channel activity; benzodiazepine receptor activity. Bases 177 to 1604 code for a protein of 475 amino acids.
UAACGGUCAAAUUUAUAUUUCUUUUAAAAUAAAGUGGAAGAAGAAAGCGAGUCGCCAACGGACAACGCGUCAGAAAGGAAAAAAAGGCGAAAAGAGGGGGGAAAAAAAGUAAAAGAGGACAUUAAAAACAAGGUGCACCGUACAUCUGUGCUGAGGCUUUCUGGACGUGGCGUAGUAUGGCUGGCACUUAUAUCAAGCUGGCCACUCUCGUCCCGUGCGCGUGGAUACUCGCUAUGCUUCUCGAUCCCAGCGUUCAAAACGGGGCCGUAGCCGGACACAGAGAACCUCUUCCUGAUGACAGCAAAGACAACAUCACCAUUUUUACACGGAUCCUGGAUCGCUUGCUCGACGGCUAUGAUAACAGGCUGCGCCCCGGCCUGGGAGAGAGUGUUACUGAAGUACGGACCAACAUCUAUGUGACCAGUUUUGGACCGGUCUCAGACACAGACAUGGAAUACACGAUUGAUGUGUUCUUUCGGCAGAGCUGGCGGGAUGAGAGGCUAAAGUUUGAUGGGCCCAUGCAGGUUCUUCCACUCAACAACCUGCUGGCCAGCAAGAUCUGGACACCCGAUACCUUUUUUCACAAUGGGAAGAAGUCAGUGGCCCACAACAUGACCACUCCUAAUAAACUCCUUCGACUGGUGGACAACGGGACCCUGCUGUACACCAUGAGAUUAACCAUUCACGCCGAGUGCCCCAUGCAUCUGGAGGAUUUUCCAAUGGAUGCCCAUGCCUGCCCACUCAAGUUUGGAAGCUAUGCUUAUACUAACAACGAGGUGGUCUACAUCUGGACAGCAGAUGACAUGUCUGUGGCUGUGGCUCCUGACGGCUCCCGUCUUAACCAGUACGACCUGCUGGGUCAUGUCAUAGGAAAAGAGACCAUCAGCUCAAGCACAGGAGAAUAUGUGGUGAUGACAACACAUUUCCAUUUGAAAAGGAAAAUCGGCUAUUUUGUGAUUCAGACGUAUCUGCCCUGCAUCAUGACAGUCAUUCUUUCCCAGGUUUCCUUCUGGCUCAACCGUGAAUCUGUGCCAGCACGUACCGUUUUUGGUGUCACCACUGUUCUGACCAUGACCACGCUAAGCAUCAGCGCCAGAAAUUCUCUACCAAAGGUGGCCUACGCCACGGCGAUGGACUGGUUCAUGGCUGUGUGUUACGCCUUUGUCUUCUCUGCCCUCAUCGAGUUUGCCACUGUCAACUACUUCACCAAGCGCAGCUGGGCUUGGGAUGGCCAGAAAGAAAUCCAGGAGAACAGGAGACGUGAAUCAGCAACCUUCUCCAAAAAGACCAACAACACGUUCAACAUUGUUGGCACUACAUACGCAAUGAACGUAGUCAAGGAGCCGGGACUAACCACCAUCGCCAAGAGCGCCUCGAACGCGGCUUCGGCCCCUUCCCCGGCCCCGCAACCGCAAGUCCGGCUCUCCAGGAUGGAUGGCGAGUACAUCGAAGAAGGCAUGAAGAAGUCCUACAACCGGGUCAGCAAAGUGGACAAGAUCUCCCGCAUCAUCUUUCCUGUGCUUUUCUUCAUCUUUAACCUGGCCUACUGGGCCACCUACGUCAACAUAAAGCCAAUUAUGAAAAGGUCCAACAACCAGGGAUAAACCUGAAACAGCCUGAGCAACUUA